AUGGCGUCUGGACGAAAGGAUUUCCUAAGCCAGGCAGCGCCUGAAAACUAUGUUGCUGGUCUAGGUCGUGGUGCGACAGGAUUCACCACUCGCUCCGAUCUUGGCCCGGCGCGUGAAGGACCUACGCCCGAACAGAUCCAGGCUGCUCUGACCAAGAGAGCUCAGCUUCUCGGAGCUGCUGCACCAACUGCCUACGGCGCCACUACACGGGAGAAAGGUGGAAAAGAGGAAGAUAAGGAGGAGGAAGAUGAGCGGUUCCAGGAUCCCGACAACGAGGUCGGGCUGUUCGCAUACGGACAGUUCGACCAAGAAGAUGAUGAGGCAGACCGCAUCUACCAAGAGGUAGACGAGAAGAUGGACAAGCGCCGGAGAGCUCGCAGGUUAGUCAUAUCCCUCCCAUUCCCCCUCCGAAACCAUUUGUUUAUCGGGUUAGCCCCGGUUCUUUGGACAGAGUACCGACUUGAAUCGCUCGCCGCCUACAGGGAAGCUCGAGAGAAAGCCGAACAACAAGAAUACGAACGUAAUAACCCGAAGAUCCAACACCAAUUUGCCGAUCUGAAACGCACACUCGCCUCGGUAUCUGAAGAAGACUGGGCCAACCUCCCGGAAGUUGGAGAUUUGACGGGCAAGAAUCGACGAGAUAAACAGAAUGCCCGAGAGCGGCACUACGCCGUCCCGGAUAGUGUCAUCGCUGGCGCGAGAGACUCGGCUCAAUACGGCACGACAAUCGCCGAAGAUGGCACGGAAACGAACGUCGGCGAAGGAGAAAGCGCCGACGGCACCAUGAUGAACUUCGCAGAUAUCGGUGCGGCGCGUGAUAAAGUGCUGAAGGUCCGCCUCGAUCAGGCUGCGCUAGGGUCAUCCGCUGAUACAUCCGGAACCGCUACGAAUAUCGACCCCAAGGGCUACCUCACCAGCUUGACACAAUCAGAAGCCAAGGCUGGUGAAGUUGAGGUGGGCGAUAUCAAGCGAGUUCGUACCCUGUUAGAAUCCGUCACCAAGACCAAUCCUAAGCAUGCUCCCGGUUGGAUUGCCCUAGCUCGUCUGGAGGAGCUUGCUGGCCGGAUUGUGGCUUCUAGGACCCUCAUCGCUAAAGGGUGUGAACUCUGCCCCAAAAGCGAAGAUGCAUGGCUGGAAAAUAUUCGACUCAAUGAAGGCCACAAUGCAAAGGUCAUUGCAGCGAAUGCUAUCAAGAACAAUGACCGUUCCACAAGACUUUGGACCGAGGCCAUGAGAUUAGAAACGGACACCCGUGCCAAGAAGAAUGUUCUCCGACAAGCUAUUUUGCACAUUCCCCAAUCGGUGCAGAUCUGGAAAGAAGCUGUCAACCUAGAAGAUGAUCCCGCCGAUGCGCGCUUGCUGUUGGCAAAGGCCGUUGAAAUCAUUCCUCUGUCAGUCGAGUUGUGGCUUGCCCUUGCUCGCCUUGAAUCUCCAGAAAAUGCACAGAAAGUCUUGAACGCUGCUCGCAAGGCCGUUCCUACUAGCUAUGAAAUCUGGAUUGCUGCAGCUCGACUCCAGGAGCAGAUGGGUACAUUUGCGAAGGUCAAUGUCAUGAAGCGUGCUAUCCAGUCCCUGGCCCGAGAGAAUGCCAUGCUGAAGAGAGAGGAAUGGAUCACUGAAGCCGAGAAAUGCGAAGGCGAAGGUGCUGUUCUUACAUGUGGUAGUAUCAUCCAAGAGACUCUUGGAUGGGGCCUGGAUGAGGAUGAUGACCGAAAAGAUAUCUGGAUGGACGACGCAAAGGCCAGUAUUGCCCGUGGUAACUACGAAACCGCCCGGGCAAUUUAUGCUUACGCCCUGCGGGUCUUUGUGAACCGCCGAUCAAUCUGGCUCGCAGCAGCAGAUCUGGAGCGCAACCACGGCACCAAAGAAGCUCUCUGGCAGGUUCUGGAGAAGGCAGUCGAAGCAUGCCCUCAGAGCGAGGAGCUCUGGCUCCUCCUUGCCAAGGAAAAAUGGCAGUCUGGAGAUAUUGACGAUGCUCGACGAGUCCUCGGCCGUGCCUUCAACCAAAACCCCAACAACGAAGAUAUCUGGCUGGCUGCUGUCAAGCUAGAGGCCGACGCCAAAAAGACCGACCAAGCCAGAGAGCUCCUGGCCACCGCCCGCCGUGAAGCUGGCACAGAUCGCGUGUGGACCAAGAGCGUUGCUUUCGAGCGGCAGCUCGGCAACAUCGACGACGCUCUGGAUCUAGUCAACCAAGGCCUGCAACUCUUCCCGAAGGCCGACAAGCUCUGGAUGAUCAAGGGCCAAAUCUACGAAGCGCAGAACAAGUUCCCGCAGGCGCGCGAGGCAUACGGAACAGGCACCCGAGCCUGCUCCAAGUCCGUUGCGCUGUGGCUACUUGCUUCGCGACUGGAAGAAAAAGCGGGCGCCGUGGUCCGAGCCCGAUCCGUCCUCGACCGAGCCCGUUUGGCCGUUCCCAAGAGCGCGGAGCUCUGGACCGAAAGUGUGCGCGUUGAACGUCGCGCAAACAACAUCGCCCAGGCCAAGGUCCUCAUGGCGCGCGCGAUCCAGGAAGUCCCAUCAUCAGGGCUUCUGUGGAGUGAAAGUAUCUGGUAUCUCGAGCCCCGCGCUCAGCGCAAAGCACGCAGUCUGGAGGCUAUCAAAAAGGUCGAGAACGACCCAAUUCUGUUCAUCACUGUCGCGCGUAUCUUCUGGGGCGAACGCCGGUUGGAGAAGGCCAUGACCUGGUUUGAGAAGGCGAUCGUCUUGGAUAGUGAUUACGGUGAUGGCUGGGCUUGGUAUUACAAGUUCCUUAUGCAGCAUGGUACUGAGGAGAAACGAUCAGAUGUCGUGUCGAAGUGCAUCUCGAUGGAACCCAAGCAUGGUGAAUUCUGGCAGUCCAUCGCGAAGGACCCGGUCAAUGCCUACAAGACCACUGAGGAGAUUUUGAAGCUCGUCGCAAAUGCCAUCAACUAG
Molecule: messenger RNA, 2916 nt
Organism: Penicillium samsonianum
Lineage: Eukaryota; Fungi; Ascomycota; Eurotiomycetes; Eurotiales; Aspergillaceae
Product: U4/U6-U5 snRNP complex subunit PRP6
Exons: 2
Coding region: 1-2916 (971 amino acids)
Biological process (GO): mRNA splicing, via spliceosome; spliceosomal tri-snRNP complex assembly
Cellular component (GO): U4/U6 x U5 tri-snRNP complex; catalytic step 2 spliceosome
Molecular function (GO): protein binding
Source: RefSeq, a predicted model, not a curated record